AAUGUAUAAAUGUUAUGGCAUUUCGCGCAACACGCAAAGUAUAUAUUUGAUCUUCUAACAAAAUGCGUUUGUUGAUUUGUAGCGUUUCAGCUCUUAUUCUCACAUUUAAUUUUAUUUCUUGCACCCAAGUUGACGAUGAAUUGCAAGCUCUACGGAAUGCCGGUUUGGCAUCAUCUGUCAUUAACAAAAUAAACAAUAUAUUGUCUGAGGAUGGUUCAAAUUCAAGCACACAAUCAAGUCCACAAGACAGUUUGCCAAGGCAAUCAAGUCUACCAGAGGUCGUUGUUGAAAACUCAGAACCAAGCACAAGGGGAACUAAGCCUGACACUUCACCACAUGAUUUUAAUUGUUUUUUCACUUUGGAUUUUGAUCAAGUGUCCAACAUUCUAAACGAACAAAACGAAAUGGAGAAGCAACUCAAACAUUUCGGCAAUAGUCUCAACGAUAGUCCCAAUCAGAUUAAUAAGCAAGAAUUAAUGGAAAUGUAUAAAACUUUAUCACAAUAUUUUUCAAAUGCAUCGAAUUCAAUGUGGCCAAUGAUAAAAGGUUCAAUGGAAGAUGGUAAACAAUGUUGUGAACAUCUCAGAACUACGUUCAAUCAAUAUUUAUCAGCCAAUAUGGAUCCGGAAACAUAUGAAAAAAUGUCGCAGGCCGUUAAACAAAAUGAACAAUUGGAAGCCAAGCAAUUUGUGGAAAUAAUCAAAAUCACACACCAAUUCAAGGAUAUGAUUGAAAAGUACACGAAUGAUAUGGAUGAAAUGAAUAGAAAUUUGGAGUUGUUACGUGAACUUAAAGCAAAAAAGCAACAACAAUUGCCGAAAAAAAAAUCGAUUGAUAUUGUUAAGGAUAUAAAUAAGGUCGUUAAUAAAUUUAAAAAAGAAGAAGUCAAGAAAAUCACGAAAUUUUUGGGUAAGGUUAAAAAAACCGCCGAACAGAAAUGCCCGAAUCCAAAUGCUGUAAAGAAAGAAGUUGUGAAGAAUGUAAAAAACAUUAAAAACAUCAAACCAUUGAAAAAAAUAUUCGGGAAAAAGAAAUAAUCGAUGGUUAACGACGAUGAUCGGAGAUAUCGAAAGUGUGCGUUGAACAUAUGAAUAGAUAAGUGACAAAACAACUUCUAAUCUUGAUAAACACAUAAUAAAUUCAAAAUUGACUCACACAACAACGCUUAUUUUUGCUUAUUCUUAAAAAUGGACGUACUUUUUGGUCUAUAAAAUUAAAGUGGUAAAUAUCAGACUGAAUUAAAUUUCAAUUUAAAUCAAAUAGUUGAAGUCCAUUCAUACAUCGCCUUGUGAACUGGAAAUUGUUGAUGAAUGAAGUUGAUUGUUUUGCAUCUCCAACAUCUCCUCAUAAUCGGUUUUGGUUAACAUCUCAAGUUGUGGUUUUGUGCUUACCUCAUACGGUAUCAGUCUCACACGCUUUUGCUUAUCUUCUGGAAGUGAUUUUAUAACAUCGCAAAUAAACAUCGUUUUUGUUUCUUCAAAGAAAUAAUGUUCUAUCAAUGAUGAAUGAAUAAAUAUAAAUGCUUAGCUUA
Contarinia nasturtii (swede midge) is the source of this 1531-nucleotide messenger RNA. RefSeq lists its product as uncharacterized. The record is from RefSeq and is a predicted model, not a curated record. Bases 63 to 1037 code for a protein of 324 amino acids. The transcript has 2 exons. Lineage: Eukaryota; Metazoa; Arthropoda; Insecta; Diptera; Cecidomyiidae.